AUGGAAGCCUUGAGUGACGACAGCACAGUCAGGCAGCUCUACAUGUUCUGGGAACCCAUCCUCGGCAGUAGGUUGGAUGUCUGGGAUGUGUGGGCCCUCCAGUUUGCUGUUAUGUUCUGCCUCGCGAUUCAGCUGAUUGCCUCUUUCUGCAUGGGAGUGUUCCUAGUGAGCACUCGCAGUGAACUGAGGCUGAUCAGAGAGAGCCUUAGGCAGGAACGACAAACGUACCUCCAUACUGGAGUGGUGACGAGCGACAGCCCCAGAAUCUUCUCGAUGGUUCUUCGAGAAGGUCUGCAAAGGGACCAUAACAAAGUUAUGGACCAGAUUAGGCUGCUCGGCAAAGAGUUGGAGGAGUACAAGGAACGCUUCUUGGCAGUUCAGGGACUCCUCGUCGUCAUAAAGGACCACUCGGCGCCGCUCCUGAGGACUGUCCCCGACUAUCUUCAGCAGAUCCAGAAUCAUCUGGAUGAUAUCAAGGACAGCUUUGAUGAAGGGGUCGCUAAGCAAAUGGAUGUCCUCGAAACGCGCUUGAUCUCCUUUGAACAAGAGUUUGCGAUGCAACGAGACAAGAUCCCUGAAUCUAUCAAUAAACAGAACCAGGCUGUUGAGAAGAUCUGCAUUAACACGACGGUAUCUAUGACCCAGACCCAGAGCACCAUCGACAAUCUAGCUACGGCAGUGGAGGAACUCAGGACGUAUGUUCACGACACUAACAGCAUGUUGAUAGAGAUGUCCCGCCACUUCUCAGCCACCACCAUCGUGAUCCAGCAGAACCAGGAGGCCAUGAACCAGAAAAUAGAUAAAGUAAACGGAAGGCUCCUGUCCCUCCGCGGUAUGCUCGAGGACAGGUCUGUCACAGGGCCGGCUGAAGAAGAAGAACCCACACAGGACACAUCGGCACCGGCGAGCUCAGACCAUACUGAGGUGACGGAGCCUACGGAGGUUUGUCGGCGCCCGCUGAUCACGCAUAUGAAUUCGGAUUGGAGGCAAAUACCGGACCCACGUUGUCACAAGAUCCCUGGAUGCCUGAUUGAUGUAGGACAGAGGCCCCUCCUGUUUGACGCAAGGCCCUGCCUUAUUCCGCCUGUGGUACAGGAGCAAUGGAUAUGGAUAUCUUUGCGGUACCACUGA
Symbiodinium necroappetens is the source of this 1131-nucleotide messenger RNA. The record is from the annotation of a GenBank genome assembly. NCBI's taxonomy places the organism in Eukaryota, Dinophyceae, Suessiales, Symbiodiniaceae.